GUUUUCUCAAAGAGGAUCCGAUAGAUAUAUGGAGGAACUACUAGACAUCAGUUAUAAAUACUGGACACCCACUUUCUCUUCUUUGCAUAUUAUAAGCUGCUUCUGCUUCUGCUUUGCUUUGCUUUCAGUUCCUCCUCUACUACUCUCUCUCUCUUAUCCCACAUCAGAAUAUGGAGUUCCAGCUGCUCCUACCCAUCUUCACGUUUCUUUCUCUAGCUUUUGUGGCAAGUCAAGCAGUUCUGUCUCCUGAUGCAUACUGGAAAUCGGUUUUGCCAAACGCCCCCAUGCCCAAGGCCGUCAAGGAUAUCCUUCACAAUGAAUGGAUUGAAGACAAAAGCACUUCUGUCGGAGUAGGCAAGGGUGGCGUAAAUGUCGACACUGGAAAAGGGAAGCCUGGAAGCGGCACCAACGUAAACGUCGGGGGAAAAGGCGUUGGCGUGGACACCGGGAAGCCCGACAAACGAACCAACGUCGGGGUCGGAAAAGGGGGGGUCUCCGUCAGCACGGGGCCCAAGGGAAAGCCCGUGUACGUCGGAGUCACACCGGGAGGGAGCCCAUUCAUCUACAAAUAUGCAGCUACUGAGACCCAAUUACAUGAUAAUCCUAAUGUAGCUCUGUUCUUCUUGGAAAAGGACCUGAAAAGGGGCACCAAGAUGACCCUGCAUUUCACUAAAACCACCAAUGCAGAAACCACUUUCUUACCUCGUCCGGUCGCCGUGAAAAUACCUUUUUCGUCUGACAAAAUGCCCGAGAUCCUUGACCAGCUUUCCGUGGAACCCAAUUCAAAGAAAGCCGAGAUAAUGAAAAAAACCAUCAAAGAAUGUGAAGAGCCUGGAAUCAAAGGAGAGGAGAAGUACUGCGCAACUUCGUUGGAGUCAAUGAUCGAUUUCACCACUUCUAAGCUCGGAAAAAGCGUCCAACCAAUUUCCACUGAGGUGGACAGAGAAACUCAAUUACAGAAGUACAGUGUUUCGGAAGUGAAGAAAAUGGGAGGUGAAAAAAGUGUGGUGUGCCACAAGCAGAACUAUGCAUACGCGGUGUUUUAUUGCCACAAGACGAGCACCACAAAGGCAUAUGUGGUUUCUUUGGACGGUGUUGACGGGACGAAAGCAAAAGCAGUGGCAGUGUGUCACACGGAUACUUCGGCUUGGAAUCCGAAGCACUUGGCGUUCCAAGCGCUCAAGGUGAAAUCGGGGACGGUUCCCAUUUGCCAUUUCCUUCCUGAGGAUCAUGUCGUUUGGGUUCAAAACUAGAUUCCCCCAGGGUAAAAACAUUUAGCGCAUGUGGGUUUAAUUAUGUAUGUUUGUUUCUUUUGGUGUGGUUUGUAUUGUCAUAAUCAGAAACUCUACUCAGGUACUAGUUGUAUUUGUAUUUGUAUUUAUAUUUGUAUUUGUAUUUGUAAGUGCUACCAUAUCAGCGCAUAUAUAUGCUGUAUGCUGCAUCAUAUUAGUCAGUGAUAUGUAUUUCGUGCAAAGUAUUAAUUAAGCGCUCCCCAAUGAAUGGAAGUGAUUUUAUGGAAUUCGCUA
Messenger RNA from Rhododendron vialii, 1526 nucleotides. Its product is annotated as BURP domain protein RD22. Bases 171 to 1253 code for a protein of 360 amino acids. The transcript is spliced from 4 exons. The record is from RefSeq and is a predicted model, not a curated record. Lineage: Eukaryota; Viridiplantae; Streptophyta; Magnoliopsida; Ericales; Ericaceae.